AAGGUACUGGUGUUUUUAGGAAAUUGUAGUGUAUUGGUCUGAAUAAAUAGAUAUUGAGAAAUUGUCAAUAGGAGGCAGUAAUGCAACGACUUGGAUGCCAACUGCCGUUAAACUCUAAAGAAGAAGAAGAAGAACACUUUAAACUAGAUACAAGCUUGAACUUGAACAGCGCCACCAUCCAAUGUAAUCCCCGUGUGCACGUUCUUUUAUCAACCACAUUUGCGCGUGGCCGAGAUGAGCGACAGGUAGUUGGUGUUUUCCAUAGUUGGCUGGUAUUCAAUAGGAGACAUGGAUGAUAAAGCGCAUUUCAAAACAAACCCAAUUUUCAAUAGGCUCAAUCCGGCCAAACAUUUUACACCUCUGUCCAUUUAUUCAAGGAUGAUCACUUGUGAGGAAAAGGCCAGUCUUGAUCACCAGACAAAACUCUCAAACCCGUUUAUUAAUUUUAAAAUUGAGUUGGUAAACAAUAGUGCUGGAAAAAAAAAAUUGGAGGAUGACAGUUAUCAGACUCCAGCAAAAAAGGCCUGUAGUCCAAAGGAUGUGUCCCCAGACCUCGGGUGUUUCAUGGACUACAGCAGCUCUCCUGCAACACAGGACUCAAUGUCCCCCUUUGCCAUCUCUACGCCUGAAUUGUUCGAUAAGACGCAAGAUAUUAAGAGUGAAAUAAAAGAAAGUGUGAGAUCUCUGCUACGCUCAGAGCAAGUUGAAUGCUGUUCCUCAACACAGCCAGUGGGUAGUAAGGGGACUGCACCCCACAGUUUGAGGUGUGAGAAAGAUCUUGCACCUGCCUUUGACUGUGAUGUUGAGGACAUCUUGUGCCUCAAUCCCUUAGGCACUGCUGUAGGAUUUUCUCAAAAUAAGCCAGUCUUAACUGUGGCAAAUGGACAAGAGUUAAAAAGAGGAGAUGGACAAGUGGAGGAAGGACGAGAGGAGCUUAAGAAAGAAAUGCAUCUGAAUGUAAAUUAUGUAGAAGAGGAUAAGGGUUAUUUCUCCAUGUCCUACAUAAAGGACCUUAAAAUGGGAAAGAACCCCUCUCAGUCAGUAUACUCUCAGGUGCCUCCAGCUACCUCAAGUUCCCUGCUAAGGUUAGGUGAGGUUGAGACUCCAGAGAAGGAGUACCUGUGUGUUAGAUCCAAGAAGGGGGACCAUCCUGAAUGUUCAUCUGAGCCAGGUUGUCAUAAACAAGCUGUGCGGUCUGGACAGGAAGUUUCCUUCACAGUUAGGGAUUUGUGUCCUAUUGUAAGUGGGCCAUUGUUGAAGUCUGAUAACUGUCCUGUAGAGCCUUUAGAAGGUGAUGUUGAUGAGGCAUGGAAUAUUGGUUCCCCCAUAUUUGAAUCCUCCAUGUUUCAAGCUACACCUGGCAGAGCGGAAACCACUCUGGACACUUCUUAUGAGACCACAUUACCCCUCCAAGUUCAGGUGAAAUCAGUUGUGGUGGCUCUUGGGCAGCACACCUCCAGCAGUAAAACGGCAGCAACUUCUCUGCCAGAGCAAACCGCUAACCCCACCAAGCUGAACCAAGAUGAGAACAGAGGUUCCUCGUCUGCCAAAUAUGUCAGUGCCAGGAGUCAAAGGCCGGUGAUCUUUGACCGGGAGGUGGACUGGGAGCGUGAGAAACGGCUCUAUGUUCAUUCCGUGACCAGACAUAUGAAAGAGCAUCGAGGUGCCAAUCCAGAUGUCAUGACUGAGCUGCUGUCACUGAUGACGCAUGUGGCCGACCAGGCUUCAGGCACAGGUGGUCGACAGUGGCAACAUCCCUCUGAUCUGACACGCAGGAACUACCAGAGGCGUCUUGGAAUCCCAAUCCCUACAAUGACCCUCCAAGAGUGGCAAGCAAGGAAUUGCCCAAAAAGCAGGCGUUUUGCCAUGGUACCAAAAAUUUUUGAAAGGAGCCUAAAUUAGGCUAAUGUUUUAUGGCACUUCAUAUUAAUGUUUGUAGUUAUUUCCUAGUUAAAUGUGUUUAUUUUUGUGCUGCUCUGUAUUUUUGUUUGAUUUAUGCAUGUUUUGAUGUUUGAUAAAUUAUGUUAAGGAGCAAGCAUGUUUUAAUGUGUAUUUAUGCAUUUUUUUUGUACUGCUGUUUGAAAUGUUGUGAGUGUAUUCUCUAUUUGUGUUGUUUUUGUGCCCCACACAUUGGCACGGUGUUAGCAGGAAGCGAUUGUUUAAGGUUAGUUCACCCACAUCAUUUAACAUUUUUCCUCUUUGACGUGUAUUUGAGAGGUCUGUGGUGGAUAUUUAAAAACAUGACCACUAGGAGUUACACAGUAAAAUGUUAGCAGUGAUUUGUGUGAACUGACUUUUAAAUUGUAAAGCAGCAGUGACCAGUGUACUCUCAGCUGCUUAAGAGGAUGCUCUGCACUGUGGUCUCAUUAAACCCUGUAACAUUGUAAGAAAAGUUUAAGUGCCUCAGGUGCCGAGUGGAGAACUCUGGCCCUAAAGUCAGAGCAGGGCUGUGUUUGUGCAGGGGUAAGAUGGUGUUCUUGAUGAGGUACUCGUCUAUUAUAAUAAAGACUGUUCAUCUGCCACUACAAUUAUCAUCGCUUGUAUGUUGUAACGUUUGAAUAAUGCUGCAUCUUUGUCAGCUUUAAUAGAGGGUUGACUUCACACCAUCGGAGUGCUGUGUACAGGCUGACAGAAGCGACCUAGUGGAGCCCAAAUACAGUGAACUAAUCAGCAUGGCUCCCAUUCGUUAAUAAUGCAAGCUGUUAAAGUACUCGUGCCUGUACAGAUAGUGGGGCAACCUGUCCCUGGCCAGCCAUCCAGAAGGCAGAUGUGUGUGGGUGUCAGUAAAGGCCUUGUGACAUGUGCUGUGCAGACUGCGGGGCAUGUGUGCAUGAGAGGAGCCGCAGCACCUCUCUAUACCUUUUCCAACUAUGCUUUGCCCCUCCAGAGUCAUGAGCAGGAUCUCGGCAAUGAAGAAACUGUUUCUGUUUAUCUGACAUACUUUACAGUUCUCUGGCUGUGUUGGGUUUUGUCAUAACAAAAAGACUAAGAUAGAAGUCAUGCCAACUGCCUUUAUUUGACCCAACAAUUGCUCUUGUAUUGAUAAAUGGAUACCAUAUGCACCUAAUCUAAUUUGGGACUUGGCCAAGAUCCAAGUGAUUUGUUGUGUUGUGCUAUUUAAGUCUCAUUGAUUUCAAAGUCAUUACAAAUUCAGGCACGUUUUCAUACACAAGCUGCUGACUCAACAGUAAAAGUUGCCUGAAACCAUAUUGUUCGGUGAAUUUUUCAGAAGGAUUAAUGUCUUCAAAACUCAAACAUUCCUCCCCAGUAAUUUAAGAUGACAAAUUGUCGGUCGAUGUGCUUUUCUGAUGGAGGAAACUGACCGUUGAAGCCAGAGCUUCGCUGCCUUGGUUCUGUAAAAGUUUUCUUUAGAAAUAAAUUCACUAACCUGACCUUUUUGUUUUCGUACAGAGAUGUUUAGACAAUCUCAUUUUUAGUUGUCUUCUUAAUGUCCUUGUUCACAAUUAAGAUCACACACUUUGGUUGAAAAUAUUAGAUAUUUUUCAUUUUAUUGAAGCAUACACCAUAUUCUUCAUAACUGAAGUUGUGUAACCUUGUGCAUAAUAGUUCAACCAUGCUAUCCCUCGUUAAGCAGUGACUCCUGUACACUUCAUUCAAUGGAUAUAAACAUGAUAGCGCUAAUAAAGCAGUUCAUUUUCUAAACCAUG
This is a messenger RNA of Perca flavescens (yellow perch), 3668 nucleotides long. RefSeq names its product askopos (gene s100pbp). The coding region runs from base 289 to 1902 and encodes 537 amino acids. Gene Ontology annotation, molecular function: calcium-dependent protein binding. The record is from RefSeq and is a predicted model, not a curated record. Lineage: Eukaryota; Metazoa; Chordata; Actinopteri; Perciformes; Percidae. The transcript has 6 exons.